UAUUUUAUUAGUGAGUAAUAAUAGCAAAAAAAUGAAUACGUCUGAAAUAUCAUGUCAUAUAAAGUGACAGUCUGAUAGUUUCUUCCAGGAUACUAACUUUGCCUGAGUUUCUGUUUCCGGCAAGGUUUCGAUAGCUUGAACAAGGAACUCUUUUUUUAUUUAUUUUUUAUUUUUCUUGAAUCAGCGUGAUGCAGACAAUAAGAGUGGUCAUAGCCAGCUUUGUUUCGGUGGCGCUUUUAUCUGACGUGGUUGCUAUUCAGUGGCUCGCUAUUGGCAAAACAAGAAAGAUCUGGGAUAAGAAAUUCCAUUGUGUUCGCGCCCGAAGACAAAAAAUCCUGCAGGGAAACCAAGGGCGGCUUUGUAAGCGUAACAUGGAACUUAUGCCUUUGGUCGUAAAUGCUGCCCAGGUGACCAUGAAAACAUGCCAGAAAACGUUUGAAGACAGGCGGUGGAACUGUUCAUCUAUUAGUGUUAUUCCCAACCUAACCCACGAUUUGACUGCAGGUACUCGAGAGCAAGCCUUUGUGUUUGCACUAACGUCCGCUGCUGUUGGUCACACUAUAGCACGCGCUUGCAGCUUGGGAACGUUUCUUUCUUGUAGUUGUGGACGCGUGCCUCGCGAACCACCUAACGGAAACUUCAAGUGGGGUGGAUGUGCUGAUAAUUUACGUCACGGCCUUAAGUUUGCACGCUCAUUUUGUGAUAGUCCUUGGAGGCAGAAGAAGAUAAAAGAAACAACAAAGGCUAUUAUGAAUAGACAUAAUAACAAAGUAGGAAGGCAGAUAGCUCGUAACAGUGUGACUACACAGUGUAAGUGUCACGGUGUGUCUGGCUCUUGUAAUAUAAAGACAUGUUGGAGGGCUCUUCCGAAGCUUCUAGAAGUGUCUGAGUUCCUAAAAAGGAAAUAUUACAUCGCUACAGAAGUUGUCAGCCAGAGGAGAGGGGAACAGCAAAAACUGAUUCCAGCCAAUGGUCAAAUGGGAAUGUAUGGGAAGACCGAUCUGAUUUUUAUCACCAAAUCUCCAGAUUACUGUCUACCUAAUUCAAAAGUUGGAUCUUUGGGCACUAGAGGGCGGUCAUGUAAUGAAAGCUCGACUGGCACUGAUGGCUGUGAUUCCAUGUGUUGUGGGCGUGGAUUCAGCACCGAAACCGUUGUAAAACUAGAACACUGUCAUUGUAAAUAUUAUUGGUGUUGUUAUGUGAAGUGCAAAACUUGUCGUAGUUGGGUUCAAAAGCAAAGGUGUCAUUGAGAGACGCGGUAUUCCAUAACGUGCACAAAUUAUUAUUCUCAAACACCACAAGUGACUCUUAAAACUGUAUAAGAACGGUUGCACCAUGGACUGCAGGAGCUGGAUUUAACACAAGUAUCAUUUGAUAUUUUAAUUGAACGACUACAACACUGACUGAGAGAUGUCGCUUCAAAACCACACGUGUGUGUUAGUGCGAUAUUAAAAGAUCUGGACUUUCAACUGUAGAGUAUGGAAUCAACACUUCAAGUCUCAUUAGCUAAUAUAUUUAAACUACACCAAAGACUGCAGAAUCUGACUUCAAAAUUACGCGUGUCUCUUUGUACUAUACUUAAACUAUUGCAUUAUCGAUUACACGGCCUGGCUUGAAAACAACAAUGUUGUUAAGCAAUAUUUUCGAAGGUUUAUAACAUUGACUGUAGGAACUGGCUGAAAAAACACAUGUGUUUCUUGGUAUUGUAUUUAAACGAUUGCACCAUCAACUACAGGACUUGGCCUUUACACCUCAAGUACCAUUAGGUAAUAUAUCCCAACUAUUAUAGCAUCGAGAAGAGGGCCUGGUUUCAACGCCACAACUGUCUCUUGGUAAUACAUUUAAACAAUUACAACAACUACAGGAUCUAGCUUCAACACCAGAAACGCCAUCAGGUCGUGUAUUCAAACGAUUACGUCAAUAAGUACAAAACCUAGUUUCAAAACUCAUGCAAUACAAAGUAAAGUAUACGACCUGAUUUUAACAUCACCAUUGCCAUUUAAAAAUGUACUUGAACAACACCUGAACAUUAAAUGCAGUAUCCAGCUUCAACAUCAACGGUGUCAGUAGGUAAUAUUGGGACAAAUACAACGUCAAGAAUAGGGCCCGGUUUUAAUUAAGUAGGCGUCACAAGAUGGCGUAUUCGAAAGACUGUAAGAUAAUUUGCAGAAUUUGGAUUCAACAUCACAGAUCUCGCAGUCUAAUAUAUUCGAAACACAAAAGUCAAACAGAGAUCCUCAGGAGUUCUGUUGAACACCAGUUUACUGACAAAGAAGGCACUUAGCUAUUCAAUUGACUGAAGCUGAACAACCACCGCAAAGAAAAUAUAUAAUAUAACAGCUGUGUAACGCAUUAUCUUGGAAAUACAUAUAUAUACAUAAACGACAUAAUAUAUUAUUUAAGGUAUGAAGGUCCGAGACUGACAUAGUGUUGCUUAACCAGCUUCAGUUUUAUCAUGCAUAAACCUCCUUUAGCCUCAGCCUGCUGUGCCACCAAAACCUAUCCUACUUGGCAAAGUAAUAUUUCCUGCCCAUGUUCAAUAAACAAGAAACGAAAGUAAACGAAUUUUUUCACUUGGACAAUCUACCCAAUGGGAAUUAAGGUCUUCUUUACGUCAUUGCAUGCGCAUCAUGGUCAAAUGGGUAGAACUGAAUAGAGUGA
Messenger RNA from Limulus polyphemus (Atlantic horseshoe crab), 2661 nucleotides. Its product is annotated as protein Wnt-11b-2-like. Gene Ontology annotation, biological process: multicellular organism development; canonical Wnt signaling pathway; cell fate commitment. The transcript has 5 exons. NCBI's taxonomy places the organism in Eukaryota, Metazoa, Arthropoda, Merostomata, Xiphosura, Limulidae. Gene Ontology annotation, molecular function: cytokine activity; frizzled binding. Gene Ontology annotation, cellular component: extracellular region. The coding region runs from base 189 to 1250 and encodes 353 amino acids. The record is from RefSeq and is a predicted model, not a curated record.